Messenger RNA from Anguilla rostrata (American eel), 4185 nucleotides. It is a transcript of the gene slc25a19, whose product is annotated as solute carrier family 25 member 19. Gene Ontology annotation, biological process: thiamine pyrophosphate transmembrane transport. Gene Ontology annotation, molecular function: thiamine transmembrane transporter activity. Gene Ontology annotation, cellular component: mitochondrial inner membrane. The transcript is spliced from 7 exons. The coding region runs from base 715 to 1662 and encodes 315 amino acids. The record is from RefSeq and is a predicted model, not a curated record. NCBI's taxonomy places the organism in Eukaryota, Metazoa, Chordata, Actinopteri, Anguilliformes, Anguillidae.
CGUGUGCGGUUACCCCCUGCGCUACUCAACCUAUAUCUCGAACUCGAAGGUAUUGCUGCGCCUUGUCAUGAUCAAGCAGAACAUUGUCCUGUACAGUGACUCCAUAUCGCCAUCUGCUGCCGGAAGACUGAACACAAACAUUUGCAAGCUAGUAUCGUAAAACUCAAAACUAAGCGUAUUACGUUAGUAGAAUUACAAGUCAGCUAACAAAACCAAAUGUUAUAGAGUAUCAUACAUCAGGCUGAAUAACUGGCUAAACUGCUUCGCUCAAUAAGAUCGGAUUCACGUUUCCACAGAUUAUGUAGUUGCAAAGCGUUGGCACUAUCAUCCUUUGAUUGCUUGAUUUGAUUUCUGUCAUUUUGUUUUCGCCGGAUUGUUUGUUUUCUUAUGACCUUGCUCAGAAUUAGCUUGCUUAGGAUUUGUGGCCUCCUGAUUGGCGUAUUGUGUGACAUACCCUUUUUCCGAGCUCUUGCGUGCGCUUACCGAUGUGUCAAUCACGUUAAAGGCGGGUCUUGUGUGACAGACAAUUCAGGAAGCCAGCAAGGAUCAGUUUCGUUAAGGUUGCUGUCUGAACUACUCACUGAAAUUCUGUAGAAUGUUUUAAAUUUUAUGAAUGCACUCCUCACUUGUUUCUUGUGCUUUUGCAAAUUUAUUGUUUUUAUAUUACUAAAAUAGCGCGACCUAAAGACCUGAGCUCUCCUCUGGGUUGUGGCGAUGGUUGGCUAUGACCCACGUGCAGAAAGAAAAGCGCUCAGCCCCGAGGAGGCGGCAUUGGCCGGGUCCGCGUCGGGCUUUGUUACGCGUGCCAUGAUCAGUCCCCUGGACGUCAUCAAGAUCCGAUUCCAGGUGCAGAUAGAGCGGGUGUCGUCCCGCUGCCCCCAGGGCAAGUACUCGGGGCUGUGGCAGGCGUCCCGCUGCAUCCUGGGGGAGGAGGGCGUCACCGCGUUCUGGAAGGGGCACGUCCCCGCCCAGCUGCUGUCCGUCUGCUACGGGGCCGUCCAGUUUGCCAGUUUCCAGUUUCUGACGGAGUUUGUGCACAAGAGCACCCCCUACAGCAGCCAGAGGGCCGACGUGCACUUCGUGUGCGGGGGGCUGGCCGCCUGCUCCGCCACCGCCGUCUGCCAACCCCUGGACACGCUAAGAACACGCUUCGCUGCACAGGGGGAACCCAAAGUCUACCACACGUUGAGGCAUGCGGUCUCCACCAUGUACCGCACAGAGGGCGUCCCGGGCUUCUACAGGGGCCUGACCCCCACCAUAAUCGCUGUUUUCCCCUACGCGGGCCUGCAGUUCUUCUUCUACAACGUCUUCAAGAACCUCCCAUGGCUGCAGCCCAAAGAGCCUGGCGCUAGAGGAAACCUCCAGAACCUGCUCUGUGGCAGCUGUGCAGGCGUCCUCAGUAAGACGAUGACCUACCCCUUCGACCUGUUCAAGAAGAGACUGCAGGUGGGGGGGUUUGAGAAGGCCCGGGAGUGCUUCGGACAGGUGCGGUCCUAUCGGGGCUUUGUGGACUGCGCGGUGCAGAUCGCUAAAGAGGAGGGCGCUCGCGGGUUCUUUAAGGGCCUGUCCCCCAGCCUGGUGAAGGCGGCCAUGUCCACAGGCUUCACCUUCUUCUGGUACGAGCUCUUCUGCAGCGCCCUCUGCAGGCUGAAGGAGAACUAGCGCUCUGCGGGACGCCCCUGGGGGCGGGGCUGCCGCACGGCACAGUCACGCGCACAGGAUCACAAAGUGCCGCAGGAGGGCUGGGGUGGGGUUUAGGUGAGAAGGAGGAGGAAAAAGUCCUUAUCCACUGGCCUCCCCUGCGGUGGCGUCCUCCUCACAAUGCUGCUUCCGUCUCUCAGAGCUCCUGACCGUGCUGCUUCCGUCUCUCAGAGCUCCUGACCGUGCUGCUUCCGUCUCUCAGAGCUCCUGACCGUGCUGCUUCUGCCCCUCAGAGCUCCUGACCGUGCUGCUUCUGUCUCUCAGAGCUCCUGACCGUGCUGCUUCUGCCUCUCAGAGCUCCUGACCGUGCUGCUUCUGCCCCUCAGAGCUCCUGACCGUGCUGCUUCAUGGUCUGGUCACUCUCAGGCGGGUGUGUGUACAUUACUGCAGCCUCUGCUGUAGAGAGAUUUGUCCGCUUGUAGCUCUGUAUGAUGACUCUUUCCUCAUCUGUGUGUAAGUAAACAAGAAGCCGGAAGUACUGCAGUAAAUCUGCACAAGAGAAAUGUGAGGCGUAAGUUGCCCUCGAGGUGGGGGGGUGGGGGUGGGGGGGGGUCUGUGUAAGGUGAAAGGGCGACAUGCUGUUUAAUGCUCCCAAGUGAAAUUUACUGCCUCACCACGGACAGAAUUAUGACCAGAGAGCGGGUCACCAGACGAAGACCAGCUUGGUCAAGGCAUCGUCUUCGUCCUGCAGCCAGAAUGUUUUACUUCGCUUUAUUUUAUGUGUUCUACUCUGCGCCGUGUGGUUUUCCUUUGUGCGAUUUGCCUCAUGCCCAACUCCAGGGCUCAUUUUUUUUUGGUUGUGCGUAUCAUAAACUUUAAUAGUGUUUUUAGCAAACGUGAACCAUGCUUCUGAUGCCAUGACAGUGUUCUCGCAGGGGUGAAAGUGCUCUCUUCAGGGACCUGUGUCAGUCAAUCCAAGUAAAUCCAAGUUUUUUAGUUCGACAAACAGUUUGGCAAGUUAGUUAUGGUGACUGCUGUACUUGCCAAAUGUGUUCAGGGGGGAGGGGGAACCGCUUCCCUGUAGAAGUGAAAUUUUGAUUGAUCCCUGGCCAGUGUCCCUCCAAAGAGCUACCCAGGAAUAAGGAGCGCUGCUAUCUCUCCGUAUACCUCAUGCAAUGGUGCAGCUGAACAACGUCUCUCCUCCCUGUGCACAAAUGCUCUGCUCUGGAGAAAAUCCAUGGCAGGAAUAUUUACUGGUCUGUUAUUUGUAUCUGUAGGUUUAAAGUGCGGUGGUGGUUUGACAGUGUUGGUGUGGGAUGGGUUUGUUAUUGUUUCAUGGCAGUUAAACACAUGAGAAAAAUCACGUUUGGCAGCGGUUCGCAAAAACCUCUCUUCAGGGACCCCGAGCCAGAUUCAGGUAUUUGAUGUGUUCUACCUCAAGCACACCUGAUACAGCUAGCCAAGCGUUUGAUGGAAAACUUCAGAUACCUGGCAUCUGGCAGGGGGUCUCUGAGGAGAGGUCUGGGAACCACUGAUUUUUGGGAACACAAGAGGAACAAUGUAUGUUAAUUUGCAGUGGUUUGUUUUCAUAAGAGAACACACCAUCGGUUGAAUUACAUCUAAAGUAAAUCAACAUGAACGAACUGGAAGAAGUGCUGCCCACACUUUGAAAACCCACGAGGUUUUAAGAAGGGAAUGAGGGUGUCGAAUUGGUUUUCCACCAAAGACACUGACACUUUUUAUGCUUUGGUUCUCAUCUUGCUUUGGUGCUAAAGUAUUUAUACAUAUUUUCGAAACAGGAUGUAAUUGUCAGUGUGGUCUUUUGUCAGAACUCUCAUGCUUUUAUCCAUUUUAUUUUGUUACUAUGUAUUUAACGGCAAGGCGCUUAUCAAGGACAGCAUAUGUUACCUGUGCCUUACAGCUUAGCACUUUUAGAUGUUUUAUAACGACAUCAUAUUUAGUAGCUAUUGGAACAGAUUAGUGUUGGCCAUUAUAGGUUAAUUAUUAUUAUAAUUAUUAUUAUCAAUUACAUUUAUAUAGCACUUUUCCAAAUGCUCAAAGUCCUUUACAGUGAAGGGGAACUCACCUCACCCACCACCAAUGCUAGCCAUGGGAGUUGUUAGCCCCGAUUUAGCAAAGCAUACACAUGCUGUACAUGGCAUGCAGCGUAAAAUUAAGCAGACGUGCCAUUGACAUAUUGGUCUUACUUGCCUAUUAAUUAAAAAAUAAGAUUUUUUUUUUUUUUUGAAGCAUGACCUCACUCUUUGGCUUGCAAAGUACUCAGGCUUCAGCAUUCUGUUGAGCUGCAGUGCCGUUGACCAAACACCACCUAGUACAGUACAGUAAUUAUGACUAUAUUUAUUUUGUUUCUUUUGAAAUAUUGUAAUGUCAUACAUCUGCAUCAUUGUUUUUUGUUUUACCUCAUAUUUAACAUCACCCUGUUAAACCAUGGAAAGAGUGUAAUGUCUGUACUCCUUUACUAUAAAAAAAAGUGGCAAAUGUGUUUAUUUUUAUGAAAAAAAUUAAAUUUUUUAUGAAGUGCAA